AUGGCGAAGAUCCGGGUGUCGUACGAGUAUUCGGAGGCGGAGGAUAAGAGUAUCCGUCUGGGCUUGUUCCUGAUCGCCUGCGGGAUCCUGAGCCUCUUCAUCCUCGGCUUCUGUUGGCUGAGCCCGACGCUGCAGAGUCUCCAGAGCAAACCGGCCAACUGCACGGUGGUGUCGGUGCUGCGUCCGGAGGAGAUGUUCGAGUGUGUGUUCACGUGUGGAGCUGACUGCAAAGGGACGUCGCUCUAUCCCUGUCUGCAGAUCUUUGUCAACAACUCGGAGUCCAGCUCUGUGGCUCUGCUGCACUUUGACGAGCAGCAGCUGGUCCUGAACCCGAAGUGCUCGUACGUUCCUCCCUGUGAGCGGGACAACCAGAAGAACCGAGACAGCGUCCUGUGGUGGGAGGACUACUUCACCAAGGAGGUCAGCAGCCAGUCCUUCACCUGCUUCUUCAACCAGCAGAGGAGGCCCGAUGACGUGUUGUGGCGUCGCUCCCAUGACACCAGCGUCCUGCUGCACUGCGUCCUCUGGCCCAUGGUGUCGCUGCUGCUGGGGACGCUCAUCGUGCUCCUCACGGUCUGCGCUCGCUCCCUCGCCGUUCGAGCCGAGGCGCUGCAGAAGAGGAAAUGCUCCUACGAGGUUUGCCAGGACCUGUCUGCCACAGCCUCAGAACGCCGCGGCACCAAGGCCGGAGACCCCCCCUCCACAAACUCUGACGCCGAGCUGUCCUCGCCAUCAAGGACCCUGCCGCUGUUCGCAGUGCCAGUGCGACGCCGUGACCGAGAACAUUAG
Limanda limanda (common dab) is the source of this 789-nucleotide messenger RNA. RefSeq names its product calcium-activated potassium channel subunit beta-4-like. Gene Ontology annotation, cellular component: voltage-gated potassium channel complex; membrane. Gene Ontology annotation, biological process: potassium ion transport; detection of calcium ion. The coding region runs from base 1 to 789 and encodes 262 amino acids. NCBI's taxonomy places the organism in Eukaryota, Metazoa, Chordata, Actinopteri, Pleuronectiformes, Pleuronectidae. Gene Ontology annotation, molecular function: potassium channel regulator activity; calcium-activated potassium channel activity. The record is from RefSeq and is a predicted model, not a curated record. The transcript is spliced from 4 exons.